Messenger RNA from Zonotrichia leucophrys gambelii, 729 nucleotides. It is a transcript of the gene LIN37, whose product is annotated as lin-37 DREAM MuvB core complex component. The record is from RefSeq and is a predicted model, not a curated record. The transcript has 4 exons. The annotation marks the transcript as partial. Gene Ontology annotation, cellular component: transcription repressor complex; Myb complex. Gene Ontology annotation, biological process: negative regulation of transcription by RNA polymerase II. Lineage: Eukaryota; Metazoa; Chordata; Aves; Passeriformes; Passerellidae.
ACUCGUUUGUGAUCCGGCUCUUUGGGGAUUUUGUGCCGAUUUUUGUGCUGAUUUCUCUCAUUUUUUCCCCACUGCAGACUCGUUUGUGAUCCGGCUCUUUGACCGCAGUGUGGAGCUGGGGCAGUUCCCGGCAGGGACCCCCCUGUACCCCGUGUGCCGCGCCUGGAUCGGGCACUGCCCCGCCCCCGCCCCGCCCCCCGAACAGGCCCCCCCCGGCUCCGAGGCCGUUCUGUCGCUGCCCCCCCCCGGCCCCGCCCUGGCCCCGCGCGUCCCCUCCCCCCUGGGCCCCGACGAGGGAGCGGCGCCGCCCGACCAGGUGUUAGACCCCGCCCCCUCGAUUACGUCAUUGAUCUACAAGAACAUGGACAGGUGGAAACGUGUCCGGCAGCGCUGGCGGGAGGCGGCGCAGCGGCAGCAGCAGCGCUACGGGCCCAGCCUGAGGCUGCUGCGAAUCAUCUACGAGCGACAGUGAGGCCACGCCCACCGGGACACGCCCACCAUGGCCACGCCCACCCUGAGAUAAACCACGCCCACUCAGACCCCGCCCACAUUGGCCACACCCACUUCAACCGCGCCUGUGAGCCCAACCAAGCUGGCCACGCCCACCCUGACAUCAACCAUGGCCACUCAGACCCCGCCCACAUCGACCACACCCAUGGCCCCGCCCACUCAGACCCUGCCCACCCCUGGCCCCGCCCCCUCCCCAAUAAAAACGCCUCCGCUGCCAUA